Molecule: messenger RNA, 1377 nt
Organism: Macrosiphum euphorbiae (potato aphid)
Lineage: Eukaryota; Metazoa; Arthropoda; Insecta; Hemiptera; Aphididae
Source: the annotation of a GenBank genome assembly
AUGGGCAAGACAGAGAAACUUAGGAAAUAUCGGCAAUGUUGGGAAUCAGAGAACUGGGCUAAAGGAUGGUUAAGAGAAGCUGAUGCAGAUGCAAAUAAAAUUGGUGAAGCAUUUUGUAAGAUUUGUCGGUCAUUCCUUAGAGCCCAUUUGACGGAUUUACAAAGACACGCGAAAACAAAAAUGCACUGUGAAAAAAUGAAAAAACUUAAUCCUCAACAGAACAAUCAAACCGUCUUAAGUAAUACAAUUAUAAUUACCAAUGAACAAAAAGAGUUAGACUUAAAGUUGUCCCUGUAUGUUGCAACUCAUACUUCUAUCAAAAGUAUAGAUCAUCUUGGAGAAAUACUAAAGGUUAUUGGGAAAAAAAAUAAUUCACUUUUAAGCAAUUUAAAGUUACAUCGAACUAAAUGCUCAACAAUAAUUAAAAAUGUGAUAUCACCAUCAUUACUAGAAGAACUCAUUCUGGAUAUAGGUACAACUCCAUUUUCUUUAAUUGUUGAUGAAUCAACCGAUGUUUCUGUAAUUAAGUAUUUAUGCUUAUGUGUGAAAUAUUUCAGUACAAAAAACUUAUGUGUAAAAAUUGAAUUUUUGAGUAUAAUCGAAGUAGAUAAAUGUACAGCUGAAGCUCUCAAUAAUCAUGUCUGUAAUUAUCUUAAAGAUAUUGGUCUAGAUAUAAGUAACUUAGUAGGUAUUGGUACAGAUGGAGCAAAUAAUUUAUGUGGAAAACAUCACUCCCUCUUUACACUGCUAAAACAAAAAAGUCCUAACCUACAAAUUGUUAGAUGCAUCUGCCAUUCCCUCAAUAAUGCAUUGUCAAAGGCCACUGAACAAUUCCCUAGUAAUAUAGAUUUUCUUUGUAGAGAAAUAUACAACUGGUUUCAUAUAAGCCCACAUAGACGAUUUGAGUAUAAAGCCACGUUUGAUCUCUUAAAUUCAUCCAAUAAAAAGUUACACCAGUUUAAACAGUUAUCCGGUACUAGAUGGCUGGCACGUGCAUAUGUGGUUAAUUCUAUACUAGAGAAUUGGCUUGAACUAAAAACUCAUUUCUCCACGGUCAUUAAUAAAGAAAAAUGUUAUACGGCAAGAGUUAUAAAUGAAAUGUUACAAGACAAUAUCAAUUAUCUUUUUUUAUUAAUUAUUAGACCUAUACUAAACGAAUUCAACCACUUAAACUUAACUUUUCAAAAAAAUUUUGUAGAUAUUGGUAAAUCAUAUGAUGAUAUUACAAGUUUGUUCAUUUUUUUAGCUAAAAAAAUAAUGAACGAUUCCAUUGUGACGCUUGGCUAUGAUAGUGUUAUUGAAAAUAUAGAUAAUGAUUCAGCCUAUCAGUGGCGUAAAUUGGGUCCAAUUUCUGGUGGUGCAGAGGCAUAUUCUUAA